GUAGUGUGUUUCGGGGGCGGGGACCCGGGCUCUGGCAGCUGAGCGCCGACAUCCAGCACCCGCCUCCGAGCGGCCGGGAUCUGCGUCCCGAGGCAGAGGCCGGAGGGCGCGCGCACUGCUAGAAAGUGCUGGGACCCCUGCACCGCCCUGCCUGCUUGGUCCCGGGGCAGACGCCCCUGCACGAUCGUCGCCCGCCCCGCGGGCGAGGCUGCGGGGGACACCGCGGGGCUCCGGCCGGCUUGCCUUCCUGCCUGCCGUGUCCUGCUGAGCGACCCUGGAACACACAUCCAGAUGCUGGCCCAGCUGCCACAGGGGAUCCCUCUGGGAGACUGAAAGGACAGGUUCUGGGGCUCAAGUUGAGGCUGACCAGCCCUGACCCCAAGGCCAGGGGAAUGGCAGCCCCCUUGGAGCCCCAGGACCAGGCUUCUGGAGAGGGAGAAGGGCUUCUGAUUGUGAAAGUCGAAGAUGCCUCCUGGGAACAGGAAUCCACCCAGCAUGAGGACAGCAGGGAUUCUGAAGCCUGCCGCCAGCGCUUCCGGCAGUUCUGCUAUGGGGAUGCGCAUGGCCCUCAUGAGGCCUUCAGCCAGCUCUGGGAGCUGUGCUGCCGCUGGCUGCGGCCCGAGCUGCGCACCAAGGAGCAGAUCCUGGAGCUGCUGGUGCUGGAGCAGUUCCUGACAGCGCUGCCGGGGGAGAUCCAGGGCUGGGUCCGUGAGCAGCACCCAGGAAGUGGCGAGGAGGCUGUCGCCUUAGUGGAGGACCUGCAGAAGCAGCCAGUGAAAACCUGGCCGCAGGAUGUGCCCUUGGAGGAAGCGGAACCCAAGGCUGCAGGCCAGGAAUCUGAGGCCAAGGGGCCUCCCUCAACAGUAGGGGCACGGAGGCAGCCACCUGUUCCCCAGGAGCAGCACAGCCAUGGCGCCCAGCUUCCUGCUCUUCUUAAAGAGGGGCAAACCAGAGAGCCAAUGGAUACCUGCUUUGUCUCCGGCAUCCAUGGACCUGUGGCACCAGGAGACAUUCCAUUCUAUUUCUCCCAGGAAGAAUGGGGCACCCUGGACCCUGCUCAGAGGGAUCUCUUCUGGGAUAUAAAGCGGGAGAACUCCCGGAACACCACUCUGGGUUUGGGGCUCAAAGGCCAAAGCGAGAGGUCCCGGCUGGAGGAGGUGGUGCCAGCGCUGCCAGGACAGGCGGCCCUGGGGGGCGCGCGACGGGGACGGCCACCCACGCGCCGUCGCCAGUUCCGGGACCUGGCAGCUGAGAAGCCGCACAGCUGCGGGCAGUGCGGGAAGCGCUUCCGCUGGGGCUCGGACCUGGCGCGGCACCAGCGCACGCACACGGGCGAGAAGCCGCACAAGUGCCCCGAGUGCGACAAGAGCUUCCGCAGCUCCUCGGACCUGGUGCGCCACCAGGGCGUGCACACGGGCGAGAAGCCCUUCUCCUGCUCCGAGUGCGGCAAGAGCUUCAGCCGCAGCGCCUACCUGGCCGACCACCAGCGCAUCCACACAGGCGAGAAGCCCUUCGGCUGCAGUGACUGCGGCAAGAGCUUCUCGCUGCGCUCCUACCUGCUGGACCACCGGCGCGUGCACACCGGCGAGCGGCCCUUCGGCUGCGGAGAGUGCGACAAGAGCUUCAAGCAGCGCGCGCACCUCAUCGCACACCAGAGCCUGCACGCCAAGAUGGCCCAGCCCGUGGGGUGAGCAGCCAGCUUGGCCGGAAACUCGGGGGAGGCCCAGCCGUGGCACAUCGUUUCGACCACGGGACUUUCUUCCCAUCUGUGGCCACCUCCCGGGCUGUCCAAGGGACUCCAGGGCACCCUACAUGCAGAGCUUGCCUGCCCUGCUGUGCUCUGAGGACCUGCCCAGCACUCAAAGGGAACGGAAGCCCCCCUCACCUUGUCUUUCCCCCUUCUGCUCCUAGCAUUGCUCCUCCCCUCUAGUCUCCUGGCGCGUCAUCGUUCCUGACGAGCAGCGGCGUGGCCAGGACUCAGGUCUAGGUCCCUUCCCAGAAACCCCCCAGCCUCAUUUGACUGUGGCUCUUCGGCCUCCACCCUCUGGGGUGGGUCCAUGGGUCAGGCCUCUGCCCUGCCAUCCUGUGCCUUUCGGUGGGCAUGAAGGACUGGCCUUGGUCCCCCAGGGGGCUGCUGGGCUUUGGGAUGGACAGUUAACCCACACCUGUGGGACCCCGGGUCUUAGUCACAGCCGCAGGGGCUUUUUGGCCCCACCCACUCCUGUUUCCAGGCUGUGACCACUCUGCCCUGUCCUGGCCACAUGGGCUUGUCCUGCCUUUACCCUUGGCCUACUUGCCCCAGCAUGAGCCUCGAGAGCCAUCUGCCCACCAGUGUGGUCAGGAUAAUGGUCGCUCCAGUGACAACCCUGGAGACGAAGAACAGGGCGUCUGGCUGCCGUCCGCUCCUCUAGAUGGUGCAGCUGCACGGUACUCAGUACUAGCACUCCAUCAGCAGUGGUGCUCCACCCCCUCGGCACUAGCGCCCCGCUCCAUCGGCACCCCGCUCCAUCGGCGCUAGCCCUCCCCCGCUCCAUCGGCAAUAACGCCCCCUGCUUCAUCGGCAGUAGCGCCCCGCUCCGUCGGCACUAGCAACCCCCUCCAUCGGCAACGGCGCCCCGCUCCGUCGGCACUAGCAACCCCCUCCAUCCGCACUGGCGCCCUGCUCCAUUGGCACUUUGCUGCUGCCCCUGAGCACUGCCUUCCAUGGACAGGGACGGACCACAGGCCCUACAAUGACUCAGCCCCGCAGGCCUCCAAAGGGUGACAGAAGAGUUUUAAUAAACGUGGAAACUUCCCUCCAA
This is a messenger RNA of Saimiri boliviensis boliviensis (Bolivian squirrel monkey), 2801 nucleotides long. RefSeq names its product zinc finger protein 213 (gene ZNF213). Gene Ontology annotation, molecular function: DNA-binding transcription activator activity, RNA polymerase II-specific; RNA polymerase II cis-regulatory region sequence-specific DNA binding. NCBI's taxonomy places the organism in Eukaryota, Metazoa, Chordata, Mammalia, Primates, Cebidae. Gene Ontology annotation, biological process: regulation of transcription by RNA polymerase II. Gene Ontology annotation, cellular component: nucleus. The record is from RefSeq and is a predicted model, not a curated record.